CGGUCCCCGUGUUGGACGUGGAUGGGGGAGACUUGAGGAGAGAGCGCCGUUUUUUUACUGUUGUUGUUGGUGUUUUUAAUUUCGACAGGCUGUUUUGCAGCUCUGAUCUAGACAGGAUUGGAACAACAAAAAGAAAGAGUAAUCGUGUAUGGGUCUUCCGAUGCAAGGAUAAAAAUAGAGAAAAUGUGGGUUUUGCUUGGAUCAGCAAAAACAAUACCCACUCGGGCAUUAAGUGGUAAUGUGACCUUAGUGCAGCGUAGUUCACGUGUUGGGUAUACAUAUGUCGCAUGAUAUGUCGCUACCGACACGACGCUACACCGAUCGCCACAUACACCUGAUACACCUUUCAACUUUGCCGCGUUAUGGCGUCAGCAUGGCGCCAGGUGGCCAGGCCCAGGCCGCGAGCCAAGGUCACGUGCAUCGGCAUGUGCCGUAGUUUUUUUAAGCAUGGUGCUCUCUGUUUGGUUUGUCGCGGUGUCGAUGGUUUUAUUAAUGUUGGUAAUUGGUUUUCUCACUUUUAGGACUGUGUCAGGCUCAACAUUUUCAACGACGUCCGUGACCUACGUUCAGAAUGAACGCUUGCAGCAACCCGUGGUGCAGCUUAAAAACCCCUUUCAUCUUAGCAUCCAGGACAGCAAGAACGCCAAUUUGACAGAUGGAGUCCGCGUUCAAGUCUCAUCGUCCUGCGUAUUCAAGAUGAAAUGUUACUGGGGGCUGGCCGGCCCAGCCUUCCAUUCUUGUACGGACGUACCCUGGUUACAUUUAAACGAAGGUGUCACAGAUGGUAGCUUCUGGCAAGAUUGUGCCGUAUUGCAAGGGAAUAUGACAAGAUCUGAACCAUCUCAAGCACAGUUGUUUCACUUGAAGCCUCCGAGGGCACUGCGCUCCAUUGAGUUGGGACAACCUCCUCGGCAGCGAAUACCCCUCGUCAUUGUCCUGAUGAAGGAUCAUGUCUCUUGUGACUGGCUCGACACCGAUGUGGUUGCCCUUCUCAGUUCGAUUCACAUUACAGACGACGUGGUCACAAUGAAGACAUCCAUUCUUGAACAGUAUCUGAAAGUUGCAAGUGGGCGGACGUGCUUACUGCAGCAAUUGUACGUGUCUGUAGAUGAGACAACCCAGUCCAGCAAUCAGUGCGGUGCCUUGUGCGUCGUCUGCCAAGUAGCACCAGUUACUUGUGCGCUCCUGCCGUGUCGUCAUGCGUGCGUGUGUGACUCCUGUUUUAACGCGCUAGACAUCUGCCCCAUGUGCCGUACGCGCAUAGUGACGUUCUUCAACGUGAGCAGUGCACUCCACGGCAACCAUCCGAAUCCAUCAGCAGAGGCUGUGGAGCACGACAGGACACAGAGGCAGCCUGCAGGAGGGCAAGAGUGAGUUUGUGGGUGAUUAAGUACUUUGUGUUUCCGUGGAACUUUGGACAGCCCAUCCUGCGUUUUGUGCCUAGUCUAAGAACUUGCAUCCAAGUGCUUGGGUCACUAAGUGGGGCAAUGGAUACUGCUAGUAUGCGUCAUAUUUAUUAUUCAUCCUGCACCUGCUCAGUCAUAACUAGGAGCAGAAGCAAAGAGGUCUGCAGAAAUGACCGAAGCUGUGAGAAACAACAAAAUAAAUUAAGGAAUAUUCAUCCAUUUUAAAACUCUCCAAAGAAAUUAUGUUUUGUGUUUAUUUUUAUGUGUGUUUCAUACACACGUUAUGGCAUGGUUUCUUUUUUCUUUUCGUUUCAUUUUUCACAGCUCGCACUGUAUGUGUUCAGGUAUGUUUUGUUUCAUUAUAUUUUUAUUUUGAGUGGUAUAUUUGAUUUACAAGAGCUUGGUCCCCAAUUUUGAUAUGAAACUGCACAACAUUGUCAGUGACGGAGAGAAGCUGUUUCCGACUUUAUUAUGUUAUGUAUUUUGAGCUGCAUCACAUGCAUUUAUAAAGCUCAAAUUAUUUUUUAUAGAAUUUUCGUUAUUGUUGCGCAAUAUUAUACAUGAGUGAUGCUUGUGCAGCCUCAGAACGACCCCAGCCUCGAUCCGACAGAGAAAUCCCCCAAACUGCGACGCAGUUGAGAACUCGCAACACGUUGAAAAUCUGCUGCAGAAAACAAGAAUGGCCAUUCUCAUAUAUCGAACCUGACGCACACGCGUGCCAAAGAGAACAAGAAUCCUAGCCGAGGAUCCGAGCAACGCCCUAAGAAUUCGGCCUGUCCUCCCGCUGUCGGAGCAGGUUGACGGUUGGCCGUACGAUUAUGUCAGGCGCCGUUCUAAUUACGAGCAAUUCCUCGCGUGUUCAGCAUACACGCGAAAGAAACGGUCGCGCGGAGCCCGGUAUGCCGCAUCCUUGGAGGGAGAAAUUUUGCUGGAAAAAGGGGGCGCGGUAUGCCGACCGGCACGCAGUGAACGCCAUGAGCGCCCCCUGCUCGGUCGAGAAUGUGAGGAACGCGGUUGAAGGCACAAGUGCCGCGCAUAACUGGCGUUCCGACGUCCAUUCCGGAGAGGUUUUUCGGAUCCCGUGGAAUGUCUGGUCCUCAGCACAAGCUUCCCUUCCCCUUUUUCCAGUGGUUCGAUGAAAUUAUUCAUGCCAGUCGGCGAUAUGAGCCAGUCGUGACCGUGUGCGCUGCGCGCGCGCUCUUCUCCUGUGUCGUCUGCUAGUGUGUGUGUGUGGUCGGCAAAAUUGUCACUUGAUGUUUCAUUCUGCGUUACUGAGUUGUAUUCACUGAACAUCCACCAGCACUCGGAAUGACAUCUCCACCGACUACAGAAACAGCGCAACCAGAGCCGAGAGAAAAAAGCGAUUCCCCGUCUCCCGCGGACAACGAGGACCUGCCUUUUCCACUUCCGCUUCGGUUACGACAACUUCCGGCGUCAUUCUGGCAAGAACCGAAAACACAACCUGCCGUGAGGUCAUCCUGUCCGCCGUAUCCACCACCGCAGGAAUACAACUGCAACCAGUAUUGUCCACUUUGCCCAGCGUGUAGCUUUUAUCCCGGCUUCAGGUUGCCUCCUAUGUACCUCAUACCGGAGCGCGUACCGUAUCCAGUACGGGAGCUCGUACCGGGAGUGGCAUUCUCUGAUGUGUACCACAUCGGCAGCAGUACGCGGGGUCAUAGGACUCGUCGUAAUUCCCGGUACCAUCCCAUCCUCUGAGCGGGAUGAGCCAUUUUGUCAGUGUUACAUUUUGUGGAUAUUAUACCAAAGAAUGUAUAUAAGGAUUGAUCGCGCGUAAUUGUCAAGAUAGCUUGCCAAACUAAACUAUCGGUUCUAUUUAUUUUUUGAAGGUUGAUACGUGCGUGAUAUUAUUUAUACGUGCCAAUUACGUGUUGUAAAUGUGUCUCGUAACGAAUAAAACGUGAUUUAUGAAACGGG
Messenger RNA from Ornithodoros turicata, 3341 nucleotides. Its product is annotated as cell growth regulator with RING finger domain protein 1-like. The transcript is spliced from 7 exons. NCBI's taxonomy places the organism in Eukaryota, Metazoa, Arthropoda, Arachnida, Ixodida, Argasidae. The record is from RefSeq and is a predicted model, not a curated record. Gene Ontology annotation, biological process: negative regulation of cell growth. The coding region runs from base 448 to 1374 and encodes 308 amino acids.